GCCAAGCGACGCACAUGCGUCCUUGCGCUCACCGACAGGCAAAAGCAGGAGAUCAAAGAAGCGUUCGAGCUCUUCGACACGGACAAAGAUGGCUGCGUCGACUACCACGAGCUCAAAGUCGCGAUGCGCGCGUUAGGGUUCGACUUGGAGAAGGCGGAGGUGCUGAAGAACCUGCGAGAUCAUGACAGGAUGGGACAUGGACUGACGGACUUCGAAGAUUUUGCGAAAAUCAUGAGCGAGCGCAUACUGAUUCAUAAUCCCAUAGAAGAGAUCCGCCACGUGUUUCAGCUUUUCGAUGAUGACAACAACGGCAAGAUCAGCCUAAGAAACCCGAGGAGGGUGGCGAAGGAAAUUGGUGACCGGUUGGAAGAUGAUGAACUGCAAGCCACGACCGACGGGUUCGACCUCGACCAGGACGGAGAGAUCAAUGAGCAGGAAUUAUUUGCGAUCAUGACGGAUAAUGCAUAGGACAUUUUUCAAUCAUUCUUGAUUUCAGUCAACAUCAUGCACGUUUGUGUAGCUCAAAUCUCUCGUCUGCUUGAUUAUUGAGUCUAUUGUUAUGUCUUUUCUUGGUAGGUCUCGGCUAUGAUUAAUCAUCUCAAUGAAUCCUUUUUAUGCAAUACAUUGACUUCACUUCUCAGAUAAUCUUUCUUCUGGAACCUCGGUGCUACACCGUCAAGCUCGCGUUUGAGGAUUCGCUGAUUAUCGCGUGUUCCAUGUGAUGCAUUGACCAUCGCACAGAAACAAGGAGAGCGUCAGAAUGGCGGAG
Messenger RNA from Laetiporus sulphureus 93-53, 769 nucleotides. Its product is annotated as EF-hand protein. The annotation marks the transcript as partial. Gene Ontology annotation, biological process: spindle pole body duplication. The record is from RefSeq and is a predicted model, not a curated record. NCBI's taxonomy places the organism in Eukaryota, Fungi, Basidiomycota, Agaricomycetes, Polyporales, Laetiporaceae. Gene Ontology annotation, cellular component: half bridge of spindle pole body; mitotic spindle pole body. The transcript is spliced from 4 exons. Gene Ontology annotation, molecular function: microtubule binding; calcium ion binding.